UCAGCCCCGCAGGCCGGGCAUGGGCGGCGGGCCGGGCGGCAGCAUGAGCGCCCUGGGCAGCCCGGUCCGGGCCUACGACUUCCUGCUCAAGUUCCUGCUGGUGGGCGACAGCGACGUGGGCAAGGGCGAGAUCCUGGCCAGUCUGCAGGACGGCGCCGCCGAGUCCCCGUACGGCCACUCGGCCGGCAUUGGCUGUAGGACCACCACCAUCCUGCUGGACGGCCGCCGGGUGAAGCUGCAGCUCUGGGAUGCGUCAGGCCAGGGGAGGUUCUGCACCAUCUUCCGCUCCUACUCGCGGGGCGCACAGGGUGUGAUCCUGGUGUUUGACAUCGCAAAUCGCUGGUCUUUCGAUGGCAUCAAUCGGUGGAUUAAGGAGAUUGAUGAGCACGCCCCUGGUGUCCCUAAGAUCCUGGUGGGGAACCGAUUGCAUCUGGCCUUCAAGCGGCAGGUGCCCACAGAGCAGGCCCGGGCUUACGCAGAGCGCCUGGGGGUGACCUUCUUUGAGGUCAGCCCCCUGUGCAAUUUCAACAUCACUGAGUCCUUCACGGAGCUGGCCAGGACCGUGCUGCUGCGGCACGGGAUGGACCGGCUCUGGCGGCCGAGCAGAGUCCUGAGCCUGCAGGACCUGUGCUGCCGCGCGGUGGUAUCCUGCACACCUGUGCACCUGGUGGACAAGCUGCCGCUGCCCAUCGCCUUACGGAGCCACCUGAAGUCAUUCUCCAUGGCCAACGGCCUAAACGCCAGGAUGAUGCACGGCCGCUCCUUCUCCCUCACGGCCGGCGCUGCCCACACGAGGAAGGGCCUCCGCAAGGGCCUGCGGUCCCCACAAAGCCCCCCCCAAAACUGCCCGAGAAACAGCUGCAAGAUCUCUUGAGGAUGGCACCCAAAGCACAGAGCUGGGAUCUCCCAGGAAGAGGUGGAAGUUUCUGGAAUGCCUUUACAGUUGCUCGGAGCAGUGUGCUGGGUGCCUUGUGGGCAAGGAGGCACGUUGCGGCCCGACUGGUGCUUCUGUGGGGGUGUGCAUGCCUUCAACGUGUGUCUAAAAACA
Molecule: messenger RNA, 1048 nt
Organism: Ochotona curzoniae (black-lipped pika)
Lineage: Eukaryota; Metazoa; Chordata; Mammalia; Lagomorpha; Ochotonidae
Gene: RAB40B
Product: RAB40B, member RAS oncogene family
Exons: 8
Coding region: 20-874 (284 amino acids)
Biological process (GO): intracellular signal transduction; protein localization to plasma membrane
Cellular component (GO): plasma membrane; endosome; synaptic vesicle
Molecular function (GO): GTPase activity; GTP binding
Source: RefSeq, a predicted model, not a curated record